AUGCAUGCAAAUACCCGUGAGUUCCUGCCUCCAGAUACCCGUGAGUUCCUGCCUCCAGAUACCCGUGAGUUCCUGUCUCGAGAUACCCGUGAGUUCCUGCCUCCAGAUACCCGUGAGUUCCUGCCUCCAGGUACCUGUGAGUUCCUGUCUCCAGAUACCCGUGAUUUCCUGCCUCCAGAUUCCCGUGAGUUCCUGUCUCCAGAUACCCAUGAGUUCCUGUCUACAGAUACCCGUGAGUUCCUGUCUACAGAUACCCGUGAGUUCCUGUCUACAGAUACCCGUGAGUUCCUGUCUCCAGAUACCCGUGUGUUCCUGUCUCCAGAUACACGUACCCGUGAGUUCCUGUCUCCAGAUACCCGUGAGUUCCUGCCUCCAGAUACCCGUGAGUUCCUGUCUCCAGAUACCCGUGAGUUCCUGCCUCCAGAUACCCGUGAGUUCCUGCCUCCAGAUACCCGUGAGUUCCUGUCUCCAGGUACCCGUGAGAUCCUGUCUCCAGAUACCCGUGAGUUCCUGCCUCCAGAUACCCGUGAGUUCCUGCCUCCAGAUACCCGUGAGUUCCUGCCUCCAGAUACCCGUGAGUUCCUGCCUCCAGAUACCCGUGAGUUCCUGCCUCCAGAUACCCGUGAGUUCCUGUCUACAGAUACCCGUGAGUUCCUGUCUACAGAUACCCGUGAGUUCCUGUCUACAGAUACCCGUGAGUUCCUGUCUCCAGAUACCCGUGAGUUCCUGUCUCCAGAUACCCGUGAGUUCCUGUCUCCAGGUACCCGUGAGUUCCUGUCUCCAGGUACCCGUGAGUUCCCGUCUCCAGGUACCCGUGAGUUCCCGUCUCCAGGUACCCGUGAGUUCCCGUCUCCAGGUACCCGUGAUGAGACUGCUGAUAGUCAGACUGCUGAUAGUCAGACUGCUGAGACUGCUGAUAGUAGUCUGGUACCGAACUGA
This is a messenger RNA of Oncorhynchus masou masou (cherry salmon), 939 nucleotides long. RefSeq lists its product as uncharacterized. NCBI's taxonomy places the organism in Eukaryota, Metazoa, Chordata, Actinopteri, Salmoniformes, Salmonidae. The record is from RefSeq and is a predicted model, not a curated record. The coding region runs from base 1 to 939 and encodes 312 amino acids. The transcript is spliced from 5 exons.